This is a messenger RNA of Ictalurus furcatus (blue catfish), 1290 nucleotides long. Its product is annotated as transmembrane protein 182-like. The transcript is spliced from 5 exons. Gene Ontology annotation, cellular component: membrane. NCBI's taxonomy places the organism in Eukaryota, Metazoa, Chordata, Actinopteri, Siluriformes, Ictaluridae. The record is from RefSeq and is a predicted model, not a curated record. Bases 405 to 1148 code for a protein of 247 amino acids.
UUCAAUUUAAGCCAAUUUAAUUCUUUAUAUAUUCAAGUUUGACUCAACAUUUUGGCACUCAUAAAAUAACACUAUUUGGAAAGACCCUUAACCUGAACCUGAACCUUGACUUGCUCUUGGUGAUGACGUAUCAGUGUAAGUUUUCUUGAAUUCACAUAAAAGCAUUCAUGCUAUCAAACAUAUAUGUAAUUCGAUAAAUGUAAAACGUUCAGUAUGACAGUCCAUGCCCAAGUCUGAGAAUAACUCUAGCCUGCUUAGACACCACAGUGCCCUCCAAAAAUAGCCAGUGACCACAGAACACCCUCACACCCAUCCACUCCCCCAGUCACAGACACAGACAACCACCCUGGUGCAGUGCUGAACCACUAUCCUUGGCCUCUUCACUCAGUUUGACUGGCGAAAGCAUGAAGAUUGGGGCUGCUGCUCUGGUUGGGGGUUUGCUUGGGGUUCCGGGGUUUCUGUGUUUCUUGUUGGCAUUCGGUACGGAUUACUGGCUCCUAGUGCAUGAGGACUGCGUGUUCAAGCAACCGAGGACAACGACAUACACUGUAGCUCAGAUCAACAGCACAGAGGCCUCAGAGGUGGAAGAUCCGAACCGUUCCUUUCUCACUCUCCAUCAUGAGGGAUUUUUCUGGCGCUGUCUAUUCCAGCAUGACUCCACCCAACAUUUAUUACUGGCUGUUCUAUUCACUAACCAGCCAAGAUCGAAAGAAUGUAUACAAGGAUACCUGUUCCCCCUGCCUGUUGCAGUUGGACCUGUUCCUCAUAAUAUUUAUGAUGCGACUGCAGUAUUCCGUGGAUUCUGGACCGUGCUCAUAAUCCUGGCCGUUGUAGCUAGCGUGACCGGGGGCUUCCUGCUAGUUUGUGCAGUUCCCUUCAUCAGCCAGAAACUCUACCGUGUGGGUGGUGCGUUUCUCAUCACAGCAGGAUGUCUGUUCCUGGUGCUGGUGGGUCUGUUCAUACUGUGGAAGGAGCUGGUCAAUGUGAGACAAUAUAUUCUACAGGAGAGAGGAAGGGCUUGCCCUGAUGCCCAUCUGGAAGCACAGUAUGGCUGGUCCUUCAUUGUUGCAGUGGCUGGUAUCCCUUUGAUACUUCUCUCUGGUCUUCUUUUCUAUUGCAUAGGAAGAUAUCUCCAAAAGGACAUUUAGACAUAAAUAGUGUUUUGAGUUGUGUUUAAUAUACGUAAUAAAAAUGCUUGGAUGUGGAAUAAGCAGCACAGUGAAUCUUGAUGUUGGAAAUUAUACAGGCAGAACUUCAUACAUCUUCGUUAUAAGAUAUCUAUAAGGUCUC